Molecule: messenger RNA, 1246 nt
Organism: Xenia sp. Carnegie-2017
Lineage: Eukaryota; Metazoa; Cnidaria; Anthozoa; Malacalcyonacea; Xeniidae
Product: bone morphogenetic protein 3-like
Exons: 2
Coding region: 96-782 (228 amino acids)
Biological process (GO): BMP signaling pathway; SMAD protein signal transduction
Cellular component (GO): extracellular region
Molecular function (GO): growth factor activity; cytokine activity
Source: RefSeq, a predicted model, not a curated record
UCAUCACACAAACGGUGGAUCAGAAGUAACUCGGAGAGGUGCCUUAAAACAGAAAGUCCUGAACACAAUUGUUGAACACAAUUGAGUUUUACACCAUGAAAAUUUUAUAUUCGUACAAACUAACUGUCUUCUGUUUGCUGCUUUUCACCGUAUAUGGUAGGCUAGUGUUGUAUGUGGAUUGUCGAUCGACUAGGAAAGACGAAGCAAAAUUUGUGGUGUCCCGAAAAACGGAGAAUUUUUUGAACAAGAUAGGCGGCAAUGAAUUCGCCCAAAAUUUGGUGAAUGCUGCUCCAAAGAACGUCGCCAACAUUUUGAGGGAAAUGGGAACCAAUGAAAACCAUCUUGAAACAUCAGAAAACACAGAAAAGAAGAAAAGAACGUUGCUCUGGACUUCAGCACGCAGAAAACGAUCGACGAACUCGCAAAGACAAAAUGGAAUACAGAAAUGCCACUCGGGGAGAGUAUACGUCAACCUGGCGAACUUUCAAAACGUUAUAGCACCGAGUGGAUUUUACACACACUACUGCGGGGAAACGUAUUCACUACCGAUUGGCAACAGUACUAUCGUUCAAACAUUGUCACGAGCGUUCGUGGAAGCCUACAAAACGGUGACGACAAUCCCACCAAAAGUUUUAGCAAACCCAAGCUGCUGCGUGCCGAAGAAAUUUCACAGCUUGUAUAUUUUGCAUCUCGAGGAAAAUGGCGUGACUACAUUGAAGCCUAUACCAAACAUCAAAGCUUCUCGAUGCGUUUGCAAAAAGCGACAAGGGAUUAUUGAAUAACGAGACCUGUCGCUCACAAUGGUUUAUAACGGACUGCAGAUUGAAAUUACUAAAGAGCAGUCAUAUGAUGUAUCUCAUAUAUACUAAUUCAAAUUUAAGAAGAGUAUUUAAAAUAACUUGCACUUUAAGUGCAACGGACAAGUUUCACAAUUACAGAUAUUUAGCAAUGUGUCCAAGAGAUUAUAAAUAGCAUUAACAACAGCAAGACCCUUCUUUAAAGUAAAGACGUAUAUGGCGUUUAAAUUAUUGAUUUUAAUAUAUAAUCUUGCAGACAGCCAUGAUAUUGCUGAUGCUUAAUGCUGACGUUUAUUCAACAAAGACGAUAUAUAGGGUACGUGUCUCAAGAUCAAUGGCACCGGAAAGAUUGUUUUUUUUAGGCAAAUCUCUCCAAAAUUGCUUUUGGAAGCUUUUCUUUUUCUUAUAUUCUUUAUUGUUCAAAAAUAAAGACUAUUGACUAAAAAUUA